Messenger RNA from Zophobas morio, 1458 nucleotides. Its product is annotated as alaserpin-like. Bases 232 to 1410 code for a protein of 392 amino acids. The transcript is spliced from 4 exons. Gene Ontology annotation, molecular function: serine-type endopeptidase inhibitor activity. Lineage: Eukaryota; Metazoa; Arthropoda; Insecta; Coleoptera; Tenebrionidae. The record is from RefSeq and is a predicted model, not a curated record.
AUAUCAGAAUAAAUUUCUCUGAUUUUUUCGCCGUUUUUUCCAUGAGUUUUGUUAUUAUCGGGAUAACAUAGACAUCAACAGAGCAAAUUACUUAGAUGUUUUUCCUAAACUUGAGAACUCAGGUCGAGCAAAUCCUUGACCUCUUGUGCAUUAUCUCUGAAUUUUGUUGAUCGGGUAAAUAUCACUCGAACACGUUCCACAGCUCAGUUUGUCUCUACCAAGAGUGCAGCGAUGAAGACCUCCCUCAUCAUUUUGUCUUUCAUCGGCAUAGUUUUAGCAAACGAUGAAGACGAUUUCACAAAAGCAAACAACAAAUUUGCUUCAACCGUCUAUAGUGAAAUCGCCAAAAACAAAAAAGAAAACUUCUUGGUAAGUCCAUUCUCGGCGGAAACCAUUUUGGCUUUAACGCACGCAGGGGCUAAAGGUCCAACCGCCCAAGAGCUACAAAACGCCAUACAUCUUCCAGGAGACAACAAAAAAAUUGAAGAAGGAGCUAAAACCUUGCUUCCAUCUUUACAAACACACGAUCCUUACACUCUUAAAACCGCUAACAAGAUGUACAUAAAAAACAACUUCGAGAUAAAACCCGAUUUCAAACAAGUUGCAACUGAAGCUUUCUUCGCCGACAGUGAAAGCAUCGACUUUGUUGAAAAUGUCAAGGCUGCUGAAACCAUGAACACCUGGGUGGAGAAGCAAACCGAGAACAGAAUCCAGAAUUUGAUAAGUCCCGACGUUGUGAAUAACGAAACAAGACUCGUUUUGAUAAACGCGCUGUAUUUUAAAGCCAACUGGUCAUCGCGUUUUCAUCUUUCAUACACUAAAAAGAUCGAUUUUUACAAGAGUGCUGCAGAUGUGGUCAAAGUAGACGCGAUGACUAAUAAACACGGACAAAGAUUUCUCUUUUUUGAUUGUCAUCAUCUCAACGCCAAGUUUCUAGAAUUACCGUUUAAAGGUGAGGAAGCUUCGAUGACCUUUAUUUUGCCAAAUGACAAAGACGGUUUGCCACGACUCGAGAGUGAUUUGGAGAGAGCUUUAGUCCCACAUAAUCUGACACGUGAAAGGCUGACAGUGCAAUUACCCAAAUUUAAAAUCGAAAGCAAAAUUGACUUGAAGAAGAUGCUGAAAAACCUAGGAGUAGUGACAGUAUUUACAGAUUUUCAAGCCGAUCUUAGUGGUAUUGCGGGUGAGCCCGGUGACUUAGUUGUCAAUGAGGUGGUCCAGAAGAGUUUUAUCGAUGUCAAUGAAGAAGGAGUGGAAGCAGCAGCUGCCACGUUUGCUCUUGUUGCUGUACCCAUGAUGGGCUUCUCCAACAAACCCAAAGAAUUUUUAGCUGAUCACCCUUUCAUUUUCUACAUUAGGGUUAAAGGAGUGAUCAUAUUCGUCGGACGGGUUAUUGAUCCUUCCAACUAACUAUGCAACAAAAUAUGUUCACUCAAUUGAAUAAAAAUUGUAUAUAAA